GAAAGCCAAAUGCACCAUCAGGAUCCUUACAGAUAGAUUUCAGUGUUUAGUGUGUUUCUCGCUUUAUGGAAUACUGAUAUAUUUUCUCUGCCAUGCUUCCUCGCAGUAGCAACUAUUCUCAAGGACGUUUUUAUACUGGGUCUGCUAUCUGUUAAAUACUGCUCUGUAGACAAGUUCGCUGUCAAAACACUGCCAGAUUCUUAUCCUGUCUAAAGUCCUGUGGAGCAGGAAUACUUACAGACUGGACUAUAUCAAUGGCAAAAAAUCAAAAAGAUAAAAAAAAGAGAGCGAAAAAAGUUGGUAAGGUGUUUUUUCCUUCUUAUUUAAGAGACUUUUUGGUGGUUUCAUGAAAAAAGAUGCAUUUUCGGAAAAGACAACGUGCAUUUUAAACACUGCUUCCAAUGGAUCGGUUUAAACUGGAAUUUACCAGGAUUGAGUGGCGUAGACGUACGUCUUAGCUGAUUGUGUUUCAAGUACUUGUGGAUAUUAAAGGGUUUUUUUCGAAGGGAAAUGGAAUAUGCCUCUCAGGAAAAUGUAUUUCGGUGGAAUGCAUACUACUUGUGAUAAUUAAUUAACAAGGUGUUGAUUUCACGUGGAAGUGUUAAUUAGAAAGUGAUUCUAUCCCGUUGAUGUACUAAUGUUAGUCCAAUUACCGUAGUAACCGACCCGCGGGGAGAGGCCGUCUCACGGAAUGGUUGCAUACUGCGCGUCAUAACAGCUACGCGCGUGUUUACACCAAGUUACUCAGAAAACGGGUACCAAAAAUAGACAGAAGGCGAAUCGAGAGGAGCCGUCGCGUGAGAGAGGGGGUCUUUCCCUACAGACUUGGUUUACCGGGGGGACUGGAGUUUUAUUUACCAAUAGGGGCCGGGGCACGCCCAAAAUGGAGCGACAUCAAACAUAAGAUACGAAGAUGCCCUAGUUUUGUGUGAAUGGCCUUAAGGCCUUCACCAUGUUAACGCUGGCCUGAGGUCGGAGCGGAUGAGCCAUAGUCACGGAGAAUCAAGCCAUUCCCGCGCUUCCGAAUCGCCCGCACUUAACCCAGCCUCAAGCGACCGUAGCCUUACGCCAACUGAUGAUGCCAACAAUCCAGUCAGUGAAGUCCUGUUUUGCAGCUCAGCCGCUAUCUUCAAUCCUAAAAUUGAAAAAGCUUACCGCAAUGAAACCAAUCGACCACCACGACUUGCCACACCUCUCAGGCUCGUAACGCUUCCAGAGGACCAGCCGAUACCCCAGAGCAAACCCGGUCGUGCGCCAAACACUUCCAACCCACGCAACCCCGUCGAAGGAAGCAACAUGGGUAACAUAUUUGGAAGCAAGAAAAAGAAAAAGAAAAAUGCACAGAAGGAAGACGAUGAGGAGAUAUGGAAAAAGAUGGGCGCGAACGAUUCUUCUACUUCGCUGCCACCUGAUGCAAAGAAGAAAAACAAGAAAAAGAAAGCUAAGAAAUCGAAACGUGUGGAAUCCCCCUCGCCGCCAAGAGGAGGGGAUGGGUCACUCAAAGGGAAGGACCCCAAACGAUACGCAAUGUACGAGCCGCAGUCAAAUUCGAAGGAUCCUCAGACACAUGCCGUCAGGUCACGCACUCUCCCGGCACGAGUCGAUCCUUCGGAAUUUCGUAAAAGUAUCGGCGAUCCAAUGGACUUCCGAAUGGCAGACGAUGUGUCUCCUGCUGGAAGUCCAGGUUAUGCGACGCCGGAAACAGCAACACCGCCCGUUCAAAAGUCACCUGGUCCUAUCUACAAGAAAAUCAACGUCAACCGUGAGAGAAAGACUAAAGACAGAAGCUUACCUGAUACGCCGAAAAUGAAUAACAAAGACACUGCUUCACAACCAGUUGAUUCAAAAACCGGUAAAGUAGCAGAAAUGAAGAAGCAGCAUUCGGUCCCAACUCCAGGAACUGGAAGUCCGAGACCGAGGGGAUAUAUCUUGCCAUCCCCACCGAGUCGGCCCAAAUUUUAUGCGACAGAACCUGGAUCAGCGAGUCCAAAAUUAUUAAGAGUCCAACCACAGAAACCGGUGACGUUGAACUCUAGUAGUGAUGACUCCAGUUACUCCAACAAGGACAAAUUGGCGGCUCUACGUGCAAAUUCCAAACCAAGAAACAUGCCUCGUUCAGAUCAAGCAAAGAAUAACAAUAGAAAAGAUGUGCAUGGCAUUCAUGUAGGAGACCCCGGCCAGGAAAGUUCGCAGGUCGACCAACAAAACCGAUUAGAAGCCUUUGAUAUUGCUAUGCAAAAAGAAAAUGAGGAAAAUGAACGGAACUUGAAACGAGAAGAACGCCGUAAAAAGGCGGCAGUUGCAGACAUGCAAGCUGCACCAAACCUCGAGGAAUGUCAAAAGAUUAAAGAAACUGUAGUCGAGGCAGUUGAAUCUCGUAUCACCGAAUCAGAGAAACACGAAGUUACAUCCGGGCCUAAAGUAGCUAUUCUUUCGACUAUUCCUCCUCCCGAGAAAGCUGUUUUGUCACAUGUACCUCCUCCUAGUCCAUCGGCCAUGGACGCGUUAUGUGAGGAAAAUGAAGAUGAUGAUUUGGAUGAUGAAAAUGCCGAUGACGAUGAUGACAGUGACAAUCAUGUGACGUAUAGGAGAAGCAAAGAGGUCGAGGAAUUCGGUGGGAUUGUUUGUCAACGUCUGUCUCAGUUACUAGAGAGUCAGGAUGACGGUACACUUAAGUUACAGUUCAUCGAGUCAAAUGACCCUUCUUCGUCAUUAUCGCCAGCUAGUCCAUGCAUGGUUAUGAGUGGCGGAAGUGACCUAGACAGGGAACGAAUGGAAGAUGCAGGUCUCGGUUAUUCAAGUAUGUCUCCGCCGAUGGAGACAGAAAAUGUGUAUAAAGAGAAGUCGAUUCCAAAAAAACUAUUGUGUGUGGAGAUGACGAAACCGUCGACUUUCUCUCAAAGACUAGAACGAUCCUCCAUAUCCACCAGAUCAACUCAGGGAAGCAAUUCAGCAUCGGACUUGGAUGGGAGGGUCAAUUAUCGUGAUUCGAAAUCGCCCAGAUCUCGGGAUUUUAUAAGAGAUCGUCGUGAAAAUGAAAGUGAAAUCAGUUCGUCGGAAGAGGAGAGUUCCUAUACCAGUGAUUCCGAGUACUCGUCUCGUGGCUAUGAUGAGAAGCGUGACCACGUGACUAGUUACAGAGAAAAUGAAUAUUCAAUACCUUGGGAUUUACAUCGAUUUCCGCGUAGCGCGAGCUAUACAUCCGACGGUCUCGAUAUGUCGGACAGUGAUCUAUUCUAUGAACAUGAAGUUAGAAAUAAACCCGAUCAUGCUCAAAUUGCGCAUGUCCAGAGAAAUGCUAGACAUGGCCGUAAAAUGAGAGAGCAAGAUAUAUCGGACUGCGAUGACAUGUCCGACGGUAGGUGGGUCGAGUAUCCGCAAGAAAAAUAUCAAAAGGAUUCACGUUUAAACAAAAGUCGGCAGGUUUCCGUAGAGGAGCUCCGAAUAGAGCCAAUUAGUGUUAAAAGACAACUAUUUGCGCUGCCUACGCACUUAUAUGAAAAUGACGCCAAGAACGAAAUAGAGGAGCCUGAAAUAAAACCGUCCUUCAUAUCUAGUGAAAAUACAUCUUCUCAUAUUCCAAAAAGAGGUUCAGAAAUGAUGAGUGACGUUAUAGAUGCAUAUACAUCAGAGGAAAUGGCUGUUACGAAACGAAAAGCACCAAUUGUGCCUCCGAAACGUCAAUCAACGUUAAGUGAGGAGAUAUUAAUAGAACAGCCGUCAAAUCCGUCCGCACUCGAUAAAUCGUUAAAGAAAAUAUUUAGCCAGGAUGACGAAAUAGAGGAAAGAUACCCAGAGUUAGCUCCCCUGCAUUCCCUUAUAUUGGGUGUUGAAGAGGGAGGCACUCCGUCUGUGGAGCCGUUUUUUGAAUUUCGACCUGGUCAGCUCCCGACGUUCACCCGCGUACCGUUAGGAUCCCGAAGAUCUCUCGCUUAUUCGGAAUCCGAUCUAGACAUGUCUGAACAGCGAGAUGACAUCAGCUCCGACAACAUGGACGCGGAUGACGAAGACGACGAAGAGGGAGGGAUAGUGAUGCUGGAUAGGAGAGAUUUGGAUGACGAGGAGGUUGUGUACGGAAGGACGUACGGAGAUGUAAACAGGCGCGUGGAGGUCAAAGUAAGUCAGAAAGUGUUGAACACUGCAUUCCGGGAGAGUGACGAUAACGAUAGCGUUUUCCUCGACGAGGACGACUCUGAUGUCGGCCGACGUAAACCGAAGAAAGCAUGGGCGCCGCAUAAAUUCGACAUUCCUCCUCCCCCUCCCGAGUUUGAUUUACCACCCCCAUCCCCACAACCUCCACCUCCUCCCUCUCCCUCACCUUCACCACAGCACGUGGCCCAACCUCCCAACCUGGAUCUGGCCUCCACAUACUACGCUAUCGGACCACCCGCUCAGGUGGGAGGCGUGGCGUUUGAUGAUGCUAGAAAACAAAUGGAAGACAUACAUAUGCAGUUACAGACUCUCAGAGAUCAAAUGGUCCACAUGGAGAAGGACACCCCGGAGUCACCAAGGUCAAAAAAGUCACAAAGAGAUCAAGAGUCAUUAUAGAACAAGAGGCCAGCGAAGGGGAGGAUUCUGUUUUUAUAUAAGAAGACGAUCAAAGAAUGCUUCUCGCCCACACAACAAGCGUCCUGCGAAUUAGGGAGCCACCUUAGAGAAAAACUAUUCAUGAACACUGAUGUGUCUUGUAUCAAUGUAUAUCUACUUAAAUAUCAGGAAAGACUGCGGGGCCCACUAUGGGGUAAUUAUAGUGUUUUGUACUAUUGCACUGCUUGGCGAGCCUGGAUGUGUUGACUAAUUACGAGCUUUGAUGAGGGGCUCCACACAGGGUCAUACUAUCUCAAGUCAAAUAAUAUAUUAUUCACAUACGAGUUUUAUUGCAUCAUUUUGAUGAUAUGGACUCUCCUGAUUGAUACUUCCGGUGUUAUCAAUAUAACGAUGUGUACUUUCCCAAGUAACUACGUAAUACUAGCAGAUUCCUAUUUUUUCUCAUUUGUGAUUUCUGAAAUAUAAUCCUACGCGCGUACCAUUUUUGUAUUUCAAAUCUAUAUUUUCUCUAUAUAUGUGUAUUAUAAGACAGAUAACAUUUAGACAACAGUAGAUUCAUUCCAAUCUUUGUACCAUAUAAUGUAAACGGAUCACAGGAUUAUCGUUAAUUACUUCUAGGUAGUAAGUUAUGUUUCAGAUAUGUGAAUAUCACCCAUUCAUUGCCACAACAGACAAACGUUAUGUUUACCAAUUUUUUUAUUAGAUUUAAAAAAUAAAGGAAACAAUGUUGAUUGGCUUAUCAUAAAGGUCUGCCUUAUCUGAAACCCUGUACUUUUAUCAUGUCUAUGCAGUUAGCCGUGUCCAUGGAAACAAGAAAACAAAGAAGUGCUUGAAAGAGAUAAGUUAAUACAUCGUAUGGCUUCAUUUGUAAAUAUUAUACACAGACCGUAGAACUUGAUUAAAACGGCACAUAUUUUGACCUGAGUAGGAAUGGAAGAUGUACGAGUUUAACAUGUUGAAAAAGAAUAAUUUGGUAAAACGUCGAUACGAUUUUCCAUUGACAUCCUACACAUAACACAUAGUUGUAUAAUACUCCAGUUUUAAUGUAGAACGUAUCUCAAAAAAAUAUUUUAAUGUUUCAAAAUAUUUCCCGUAAGAUUCGUUUCUGAAUUUCAUCAUAAAAGAGCGAAUGAAUAUCAAAAUAUCUAAAUGUACAUGAAACGAUAUAAUUAAAACUCAUAUUUCUCCUUAAUUGCGAGAUGAUAUUUAAGCCCAUUCCCCAUAAAACUGUAAAUAUAGCUUUCCAUAAUCCACUUGAAAUUAGGAAAUCAAUUUAAAGCUUGGCUUGCGAUAAGUAAAAUGACUAUAAUGUCACUAAGAUAAAGCGGAUGUAUAAAGUUAUUGUACCUUGUUACGACUUCUGUGGUCAGUAUGGCGUACGGUGAAUAGGAAGAAAGAUAGUUCUGCAUACGUCGAGAUCGGCGACAAAUAUGGAUGUAUGGGUUAUCUCCCUUCGUUUGUUGGCUAGGUGAACGCCCUGUGAGAGAGUCCUAUACUGGUAUGUUGCCAAUUCCUCCCACGUGGUUAUAAAUAUCUAUUGUUUACUUUAUUAAUUGUGGAUCAACUUUUAUUUUAUUUAUUUACGUGGCGACAUCAGUUCCAUGGCUGUCUUUAUAUUAACGUGUGUGUGUACUUUGACGACAUAAUAGUAUCUAUAAAUAUCAAUCAGGGCGACCUCCCUUAUGUGGCGCGUUCGGUUAUGUACGAUUUUAGUUGUUAAUUGAAUAAUUAUAAAACGCCUGAUUCGAUGAUAUGUGUACUGCAACCAUUCUAACCGUGCCGUCCAUGUAAAAGAGGGUCUCAACUGGUUGUCUAAUGAAUAGAAUAGUGUUCAUCCCUGAUAUUGAUAUCCUAAAGUCACUGAAUUUGUAAAAUACGUUUGAAAUGUAUACAUCGUGUGUGUGGAUUAUUGCAAUAACUGUUAAUUAUAAUAAAAAUGAUAAAAAUCUUGAAUAAAAUAAAACGAAUUUUUACAUAUAUAAAUAUA
Pecten maximus is the source of this 6535-nucleotide messenger RNA. RefSeq names its product lysine-specific demethylase 9-like. NCBI's taxonomy places the organism in Eukaryota, Metazoa, Mollusca, Bivalvia, Pectinida, Pectinidae. The coding region runs from base 982 to 4548 and encodes 1188 amino acids. The record is from RefSeq and is a predicted model, not a curated record. The transcript is spliced from 3 exons.